UUCGGCAGCUGGUUCUCGAGUAUAAAACAUUAGUUGCUAGCUAGGUUAGCUCAAGUAGCUAGCUCUGCCAUUGACUGGUGAACAAUGCAAAUUCUCUUCGCUUAAGUUUAAUGCGCAUGUUCCAUUGUGGUAGACAGUCUGCUAGCUUUAUUAGAGCUGUCAUUAUUUCCAAGGGCCAUUCGAAUACAUUUAUUAUGUGACAUUACUGGGAUCACAAACGCAUUAAAAUGUUGCACACUUGGCUUGCUGAGAGCUGUCGUCAUCAUGGUCCUAGAGCCGUCCCCCACACUGCAGCCAGUCAACAGCAAUCACCGCGUCUCACAGCUAAUGUAGCCGCGUACCAAAACGUUUCUCGGGGCAGUAUCGACCAGCUUUUAAUGUCCUGAUCCAGCAGAUGUAAAGAUGGCCUCUCCCCAGCCUGGCAGCCCACCUCUUGCGGAGCAGUACACCCCUACUGCGCAGGAAGAAGAGAGCCCACAAGAGGAAGAGCCGGCGAGGGAUCAGCCUGCAAAAAAGCGUGGCAGAGGCAGGCCUCCAAAAGCCAAACCUACCUUCAAAUGCUCUGCAUGCACGGAGGCUUUCAGGAGUCUGUCAGCUCUGCGGAGCCACAAGCUCUCAGAGCAUGCAAAGGACCGUCAGCAGCAACACACAUGCUCUCAGUGUGCUAAAACAUUCUCAAGCAAGGCUCAACUCUCAAAGCAUGAGCGCACUCACUCAGCCCAGCGACCCUUUCAGUGUCCCGACUGUCACAAGGCCUACAAGACACCCACAGAGCUGCGCAACCACAGCCGCUCUCACACUGGGGAGAAACCUUUCGUAUGCACAGAGUGUGGGAAGGCCUUUAUGCAAGCGAUAUGCCUGAGGAUCCAUAUGACGCAGCACAGUGGAGAACGUCCCUACUCUUGCCGUCAGUGCUCUAAGAGCUACCCCACUCUGUCGAAGCUGAAGGUGCACAUGCGCUCUCAUACGGGAGAAAAGCCGUACUUCUGCGCCGAGUGCGGCAAGAGUUUCGCCGACCCGUCAGUGUUCAGAAAACACAGGAGGAACCACCAGGGUCAUCGGCCGUACGCGUGUGAGGAGUGCGGGAAAACGUACACAGAGCUGAAGGACCUGAAAAACCACGAGCGUUCCCACACUGGAGAAAAACCCUACCUGUGCUCGGACUGUGGCAAAGCCUUCUCCCGAUCCUCCUCGCUGGCCUGCCAUCAGCGCAUUCACUCCCAGAACAAGCCCUAUCAGUGCGAGCAGUGUGGCAAGGGCUUCACCCAGCUGUCCUCCUACCAGUCUCAUCUCCGCACUCAUUCUGGCGAGAAGCCGUUCCUCUGCCCACAGUGCGGCAAGAUGUUUUCUGACCCCUCCAGUUUCCGUCGACACCAGCGGGCCCACCUGGGUUUCAAGCCCUACCCCUGUGAUAAGUGUUCCAAAAGGUUCCGGCAGCCAGCUGAUCUGGCAGUGCAUGAGCGCGUUCACUCGGGAGAGCGGCCGUACAAAUGCCAGAGCUGUGACAAGGCCUUUGUCGCAUCCUGGGAUCUGCGGCGCCACAUGCUUGUCCACACAGGUCUCAGGCCCUUCUCUUGCACUGAGUGCGACAAGUCGUUUGCUGAGCGCUCCAGCCUCAACAAGCAUCGCCGCGUGCACUCUGGAGAGAGGCCUUUCAAAUGUGAGGAGUGUUUGAAGUCGUUCGUGGUGUCCUCAAGCCUGCGCAAACAUGAGAGGACUCACCUAGCUGAGCACACUGAGCAGCAGCAGCAGCAGCAGCAGCAGCAGCAGCAGCAGCAGCAGCAACAACAGCAGCAACAACAACAGCAACAACAACAACAACAACAACAGGAGACAGAGGCCGGUUCAGCUUCAGGAUUCACUGCCCACACGACUCUCCCUCAGUUCUCCUGUACACACUGUGAAGCUACAUUCGGAAGCUGGGAUGAAGUUCAAGCACAUGAAAGUCUUCACUCCAUCGACUCCACUCCUCCGACAGUCACCAAAAUAGUGCCGCUGGGCUCGCAUGUUUGUGAAACCUGCCAGGCAGAGUUUACACAGCUGGCAGACUUGCAUGAGCAUGAGAAGCAGCAUCCCAAGCCGAGGCCUCACAUCUGCAACAGCUGCGGCAAAGGCUUCCUCAACAAAUCUGGAUUGCGUAAACACCAGAAGAUCCACUCCACCAGCAAACCGCACAGCUGCCCCCACUGUGGCAAAGCUUUUCUGUUCGCUGCUUACCUUCGCAAGCACUUACGGACUCAUUCAGAGCCACCCUUCGCCACCCAGCUCAGUGACUUAAACAUUAUCCACACCGUCCCGCUUCCCUCUCCUCCACCCCCCAGUGAGGUUCCCCCCUCCACUGUCGAACCCGGCACCAUAUCACUGACCGUCCCAGUGACUGUACCUGUGACUGCAUUUCAGACUCUGCCGGAGUACUUAGUUAAAGAAGAGGGACUUUAAGAGACUCUUUUCAAUACUGUUCUGGAGUUCUGAUUCCUCUAAUACUCUGCCAGUGGCCUUAAAUCUUGUAAGAUGUUGGGUCUGAUUUGACAGAAAUGUUAUUUUAAAAAGAAAAAAACUUGCUUCAAAAAGGCUCCCCUUCAUGUAGAUGUCUUCGCUUUGAUAUUUUCAGGAUGUUACGUAUGAUGUUCAUGUUUUAGAAUAUAUGCCGUACUAUAAGUAGUCAACUCUGAAACCGUCUGUAGUAAUCAAUUCAUUGCAUAAAACGGUUAAGCUGAUCACUUUUAAAUGUCACUUAAAAUGUUGAACAUGUUUUUAUAAUGUGUUUUUAAUUGUCUUAAAUCCUCUGCAUUCUUCAAAUUUUACAUUUUGGUGGAACAAACUAUUUGUAACUGUUUUACUGUGUAUUAUCUAAUUAUUAUAUAAAAUGUUGAGUGAAAAGUCAGUAUUGAUUUUAAAUCAG
This is a messenger RNA of Acanthopagrus latus (yellowfin seabream), 2902 nucleotides long. RefSeq names its product zinc finger protein 668 (gene znf668). Gene Ontology annotation, cellular component: nucleus. The record is from RefSeq and is a predicted model, not a curated record. The transcript is spliced from 2 exons. The coding region runs from base 403 to 2439 and encodes 678 amino acids. Lineage: Eukaryota; Metazoa; Chordata; Actinopteri; Spariformes; Sparidae.